This is a messenger RNA of Thelazia callipaeda (thelaziosis nematode), 1239 nucleotides long. The record is from the annotation of a GenBank genome assembly. NCBI's taxonomy places the organism in Eukaryota, Metazoa, Nematoda, Chromadorea, Rhabditida, Thelaziidae.
AUGUUGAAUUGGAAUGGUCAGCCUAUAUUAGCAUAUCUGAGUUGUCGUACUGGUGAGCAACUAGAUAAGAUUUAUUCAUCUCCUGCAGUUUCGUUUGCCAUUUUUCGACUUUUGCCGGAGCUUUCUCAACUACUGAUUCUAAAAUCGAUGUGGUUACGAGACCCUGUUUAUCGACGUGCUUACCUUAAAGCAACUCAUGUUGGGCAAUAUCGAGCAUCAAAACUUUUUGUGGUGACUAACUGUGACGAAAAAAUUCGCAAAUCGGCAAAUAAAGAUCUUGGAAAAAAAGCUAUUGAAAGAUGGGAAUGCAUAUUGUAUUAUUUAGCUUUACCAUCACAAAAAAGUGAGCAAGGCGUUAGUGGUACAACCAAGCUGCUGUUCAGGUCUGCUGGGUUAACAAGUUCUAACAAUGGUGAUGAAUAUAUGGAAAUAACAUCAGCUGGUUUCCAAUUCCUUUUGCUUAGUCGAACGGAGCAAAUCUGGACCUAUCUGUUACAUUAUUUUUGUAUGCAAGAGACUGAUGGCAACGAUAUUAUAAUCAAAUUGGAUUUCUUAUUUAGAUUAACGUUAUUUUCUGGUUGUACAUACAGUGUUGCCAAGUUCAGCAGUGCUUCAUUCAGUAGAGAUCGACUUUCUAGCAGUAAGGCAUUUAUGAUCGAUGAAAAUUGGCCAGAAUCGAUCAAAGAUUUCUUAAUGCAUCUCAGGGAAUUGGGACUUAUUUUUAUAAGAAAGCGGAAAGACGGGUUUUUUUUCCUUACUCCUUUGCUCAAUCAUUUGGCCAGUUCUUUUUGUGCAUCAAAAACAAGUUUGGAGAAGCGCAAUCAGCACGGGUUUGUAAUCGUAGAAACGAAUUAUAGAGUUUAUGCAUACACAGAUUCGAACUUGCAGCUUGCAAUACUUUCGACGUUUACAGAAAUGCUUUACAGAUUUAACGAUAUGUGUGUAGGUUUGUUGUCUCGCGAAGCUGUUAGAAGAGCUUUUCAGGUUGGUAUAACAGCAACACAAAUCAUCUCCUAUUUACGUGCAAAUGCUCAUCCAUCGGUUUUGACUACAAAUUCUGGAAAAAUAAUUGAAAGCGUACCAAUAACUGUAACCGAUCAAAUACAACUGUGGGAGGAUGAGAAACAACGCUUGACGUUCUCAGAUGCUGCUGUUUACUCAUCGUUUGAUUCUGAAGAAGAAUACUUCACUUUGAAAGAAUACGUAUUUUGUUGUGGUCGGACAGUGCUCAGAAGCUAA